Ornithodoros turicata is the source of this 7475-nucleotide messenger RNA. RefSeq lists its product as uncharacterized. Gene Ontology annotation, biological process: negative regulation of transcription by RNA polymerase II. NCBI's taxonomy places the organism in Eukaryota, Metazoa, Arthropoda, Arachnida, Ixodida, Argasidae. Gene Ontology annotation, molecular function: promoter-specific chromatin binding. Gene Ontology annotation, cellular component: PRC1 complex. The record is from RefSeq and is a predicted model, not a curated record. The coding region runs from base 305 to 7459 and encodes 2384 amino acids. The transcript is spliced from 13 exons.
UCUGCUGCCAUAAGGAAAUUAAAUGAUCUUGAUGUUUGGCUUGAAACAGCUAUGGCUGACGAUAAACGGGUCGAAUUUCAACGUAAUUUGUUGAAAUGGACGCUUUGAAGUGAGCCGCUCCGGCGUGGCAAGAAGCAGGCAAGUUUUUCGUCGAUUCCAGUUCGCAAAACGCAAAUAAUCGAGAAGUCGUAGCUUAGGCCUAGCGAUGCGAACCAAUGGCUGCUGUUUUCCCACGGCAGUCUCAGCGCACGGACUGUCUCUUUCCGCUUCAUUUUUCAUGAGGUUGUGGCAAGUGGAGUAGCGGAUGGCGACAGCGAGGCAGGCCCAUCAGAGGGCAGCGGCUGCUGAGCGUCCGUCCGUGGCCAGCCUCAGCAGUAGCCUCACCUGCUCACUAUGCCACGGAUACCUCAUCGACGCCGUCACGAUCGUCAAAUGCCUACACUCCUUUUGCAAGUCAUGCAUUUUGAAGCGGAUCAAAAAGGAGAGCUCCUGCCCUGUCUGCGACCUCCGAAUCUCCAUGAUGAAGCUGGAUUUGCAUUUGAAGAAGGACGAUGUUCUUCAAAACAUAGUCUACAAAGCUGUUCCUGGUUUAUAUCAAAGGGAGAUGAAACGGAGACGAGAUUUCUACAGCUCCAGAAGCAAAGGUGAUAAAACUACGCUGACACCAGAAGAACGUGGUGAAAUGGAUGACUCAAGCAAGGGACGCAUUAUCUUCAGUCCCGACGAAGCGAUCAGUCUCUCUCUGGAGUACAAAUAUCUCAGCGACCAAAUGUUCAAAAGUGACAAGCUUAAGUUUGAAAAGCAAGACCCACCCUUCAAAGAGCUUCCAAAGCGAUACCUCAACUGUCCGGCGGCCGUGACGAUUGCUCUGCUGCAGAAGUUUCUCAGGAUGAAAUACAGCAUUGGGUCUAAGUGCCGGGUGGACAUUUAUUACAUGAAUGAUGUUCUCUGGAGCAAGUACACACUGAUGGAUAUUGCAUACAUCUACUCUUGGAGAAGGGACGCACCACUUGAGCUGUCCUUCUGGAUAUGGGAUCCAUCCGCGAAGCAGUUGGAUCAGCCGUUCACAGGGGCGAACGUUGGUGGAAGCCUAGGGCCACCCCGUCUUAGCGCACCGUCUUCCACAGAUGCUUGCGAGCAGUCGAAAAACUCUUCGUACCUGAGCAACAGUGUUGUCAACACAGAAAGUCAGUGCGGUAGCCAGCGCAGCAAAAGUGACAACACUGAGACGGACACUAUAAAAGCCCCAAAGCCCGCAUUUAUCAGUGCCCCGAAGGCGAAGCCAGCGGAGGUGGAACCUGCUACCAAGCACCUCGACAAAGUACAAAGCUCCAGUGCUCAGCAUGAAGCAGCGACGUGCGACAUGCCAGAAGGGACCACAACGCAGGCUCCACAAGCACCCGUUGCUGCGCAGUGCAAAGCAAUACCCAGCACUUGUGAAAACCUUAAAGCGGACAGCCCGGAAUUGCUGCGUUGCAACAAGGAAGAGCUGCCAGCGAAAUCCGUCGCGGAUAACGGUGGAACAACUGCCCUUCCUUCCAAGAAGUCAACGUCUGAGAAAGUGAGCUUAGUGGAAGACGACAACUUUGGAUGCGCUCGUACUUCUGGCAGCUACUCUUGGAAGGCGAACAUCGCAAAAAUAGUGUCUACUCUCGAGAAAUGCGACGACGACGACGUAGAAGAUGAACAACCUUCGAAGAAUCAAAGAGUGACAGCUGCGCCGGCCGUCCCUGCUGCCGUAACCACUGCAAUGCCUGCACCUUCGCUGGUAAAAGUCAAGGACACGACACCUUGUAGUACAGAAAAGAUAUCGAGCACCACAGUGACCGAGAGCAAGGUGACCCCCGUGAAUACUGCCAUCGUUAAUGGGGUAGGAUGCGACACUUUCAAGUCUUGGAGGAGGCUAUCCACCGAAAAACACUCCGCCGACGAGAAGAAGCAGUCCUUGAAUUGCACCAGUAAGGACACGUCGAGAGAGACCGAGAAUACCAAGCGAGAAACACCGCCUGUCAAGACCUGCGUGAGCAGGGCCGCAGACAUGGCUGAAGCGAAGCUGAAUGCUAUGAGGGCUGCAGCCUUGACAGCACUCAACAAGACUAAGAGUGAAACGGUGCCUAAGGAAGUUAAGGUUACGGAAAGCAGCCCUGUCGUCAGCACAACGUCUGCAGUGCACGUGCAGAACAAUGUGAAUCAGAACAGUCAGCAGCUGAGCAAGCCUUCUGAUGUUCCGAGCGUCACAAAAGAACCGGCGGAUGCCACGCCGUCUGAAAAAGCAGUUUCGUCGUCCGAUGCUGCCGAGCCCGUAACGACGACCACCACCACCGUUGCGAGCACUCUUCCAACUUACCUCACCCUGAGCCGAUCGCACCCGUCCCUGUUCCACGGUACGCAGAAGAAGCGUGGCAGACCAAAGUUGGCCACGGUGAACAGCCUCAACGAGGAAAUCGAGCGGGCGCACAUGCUCGCCUCGCAGGCUGCCCUGGAGAUCCAGUCAAAGCCAGCGAUCCCUGUGAUAACAUCCCUGCGAAUAAAGCCCAUACUCCCUCCUUCGGACAAAGCGGAACAGAAGAGUCCCAAGACGGACUCUCCUCCGAAAGUAACCGAUGCGGCACACCCCGGCGACAGGUCCGACUCCGACGAGGGGAGGCGGAAGAGCAAGCGCCGGAAAACUGGAAACGAAAGUGUGUUGGCAAACUCGAAGGAGGUUUCCACGACGUCCGAUUCGCCGCUGGGAUCGCCGAGGAAUUCGGGAACGCCCGAGAAGAUCACCCUCCGUGUCACACGGGACGAAACCUGCACGCUCAAGGUGGAGAAGUUGCAGCGUGCUCCUGCGACGACGGUUCCCGCGGAUGGUCUGCACGAUUCGGGGUUUUGCGAAGACGUUACGGUGGAUAAGUCGCCGUCGUCUUGUGAUUCCAAGGUUAAAGAGGAUAAGGUAGAUAAGAGGGCUUUGCAUCAUUCAAAGCAAGUGCAGGAGCCCGUCAAGAAAGCUUCGGAAGUAGCCACGCCAGUUCGGAGAGACGCUGCGGGCAAGAACGACAGGGCCAAGGAGAAAACCGUGGUCACCUUGAAAGUGUCACAACUGAAAGAUCACAAAGAGAAGCAGCUCGUCACCACAAAGCCAGGCGAACAACGAAAAGAAUCUCGGAAGGGCAAGAGAAAAUCGGUCGAGGACUGGGUGAAGGAGCAGAACAAAUGGAUUAGCGUGGACAAGGUAAAAUGCACUGAGGACCGCCAGGGCGGUCCCCCUCAGGACCAGGCACCGAAAGCUGACGGUUCGGAAGAUCCAGCGCAGAAAGGCACGACCCAGCGACGUGGGCGCAAGCGAUCGAACCCUGUUAAGAUCGAGAAACUGGAAGCACCAGUCGAAGCUCAACAGACGGCAAAGUCGACGCCCGCAUCUGCUGUCGUGGCUUGCGCUACUUCCAGUAAGACGAGCGAGGCCAGCCCCGCGAGGGUCAAGGCCUCCCCUCCGAGCACACCAAAGAAGGCGGUGACAGAACUCAUCAUCCCCAAGUACAUCCCAAACCCAGCAACGAUCAUACCGUUGACCGUCGCACAUGCGCGCAACAAGAGGUUAAAAGAGACACCGAAGACUACAAAUGCGCCAUCUUCCUGGAAUAACAACGCGUCGAAAGGUGCCUUCGAACAGCAGAGAGGCGACUCCGAAAAGAGCAAGUUCUUCAAGGAAGUCCUGAACCUGUCCAUGAAGGAAACAUCCAAGGUUCCUCAAACACCAGGUGGAUCGUUAGGUAAAAAAUCUGACACAUCAGCGUCAGCGCUGAAGGGAAAGAAAGGCUCGUCGUCAUCACAAAUAAUGAAAGUCGUCGAGAAGAUCGCGACAUCACAGAAGUCGAGCGGGAGGAGCAAAACUCAAAAGCUCUCAACGCAGACAGAAAGAGCGGACGCGGUGCCGCAGAAAGAGUGUGCGAGGGACAAGAAGGUUUCCGAGGACAGGUGCCAUGCAUCCUCGAAGGAUCACACACGGAGUCGGCUGAUGGGAAAGACACUGGUGGCCAGACCAGCGAGCCGGUCACAUCUGGACAGAUCGCGGCACUGUUUGUUGCCGUCCUCAGCAGCAUGUCCUGCAAAGAGCCAGGCAGAAAAUUCAGCGAAGGAUCCGUCAGCGGCGCCGAAGAACGCAUCAAACGAGGGGGCUGAAAUGGAGAUUCUGCCGAAGCUCAACCAGACGGGUGUGUUUCGGCUUGAGUUUCCAGGCACGGAACAGCAAAACAUGGAGCCCCACCCAGAAGGGGCGUCAUCCCUGCCGAGCAAGGCUGUGGAAGAGGUGAACUCAUCCAAGAAGCCGAUCUUGUUCGAGAACAGGGAAGACGUCGCGGAGAGUAUCAAGAACAUUGCUCGUAUCAGAAAAACCAUCCUGGAAUCUCAGCAGAGGCGGCUGUCGAGGGAUUGCAGCCCCGCUGUUGUGGAAAAUGGCCAACACGAAAUUUCAAACGAUGCCACGGCAAAUGAUACAAACUGUGUCAGCAGUGCACUGGCAUCGAAGCAACUUUCCCAGAGCAGCAGUGGUAGGACUCACGUAGCUAGAGAGAAUCACGUGCUUACCCCAUCCGGAGAGGAGAGCACAAGACGUCCAGAGCUAAAGCAAACUGGACCGUCAGAAAGUCCACCUACAGAUGCGAGGCUCGAAAAUCCGACAGUUAAGAGCGUUCGGUCCGCUCCCACAAAAAACAACUCCACGCCUCCAAAUGGCCCUUCGACUGUGAUUCAUAUUCAGAAGUUUGUCACUGCAAGCGGGAAGCAGAAGUUUGCACUGUUGAGUUCAGACGAGUCUAGACCUUCAUCUGCCGCAAGGAUUGCCGAGUCGCCAUCAAGAAGUCCGUCGCCUUCAAAGCGGUGUUCCGCUCGGCUGCUUCUUAAUACUGCUCGGACACCUCCUCGUGUGCCAGAUGGCAGAGAGUCUUUGACAUCUCCGGAUACAAGCAGCCCCAACGCAGUGCCGUAUCAAUCCCUCAACAUGCUUCGGAGAAGCAAGAGCACAGUGGAGCCCCCUACACACAUUCAGUGUCCGAGCCCUGCUAUCAAGAAAGACGAAAUGUCAGGUGUUCAGAGCACAUUUGAGCAUGCAAGUCAUACAAACAUAAAACUAAUCCCGGUGAAAAUAGAAAAUACUGUCCAGCACAGCACGCACAUGGACCACGGUUAUUCAAAGCAAGACCCAUCGCUCCAGUCAUGCACAUUGAAACCGGAACAGACAAAGUCUGAACGACAGAGCAUCAGUUCGUCGAACGAACCAUGUACAGAAGCUUCUAAUUUACCAAACGCACGAGCCUGUGAACACAUGUAUCGUACGACAGUGGCAGAAAUAGACCUGUUCACGGCGCUCAGCAUCAUCGAGACCAUAAAAGGAAGGGCGACCGUGCACGACAUCAUAGAAGACUACGUCACGCACCUAGGGAAAUUCUUCAGCAUGCUGGAAUCAUCCGAUGAUCAGACGCGACGUCUGGUCGAAGAAGCAUUUCACUCGAAGCGGGCCGUUCUGCUUCGUCUCAUCAGGUUGCUGAAGAAACUGACAACAGACCUGUCUUCGAACCAGGUCUCACAGGUCCUCGCGCUGGAAGUCUUGAUUGAAAGGUUCUUGUACCGUUACGGACACGACGCCGUCGUGGACGACUUUAGCCUCGACCCGCAGGCGGAAGAAGUGACGACAAGUAAUCAUUUUGUGUCCUGUGCAACGCUCGUUGAACCAGUGUACAGUGUGGAAGAUCUUGAAGAGCCAAAGUUUUUGCCCGCUGCACCGUCAAACGAAGUGACGGUUACGACGACGUUGGGGAGCCAGUGCGUAGGUCGGCGAGGUCGUGUCAGGAAAGCGAAGAGGGGUACGGCUUGGAAGCGAAGGUUGAUGCAAGUGUUGAAGAUGAACGAGCCACUGUGGCUGCUCCCGGUGGUUCCGGGUCUGCGGAACACCCCGAAGACGUCGGCGAUGUGUUUUGGCCCUACAGUGCCCCCCGAAGUGUUUGAUGCUUCGUUCGCAAGGGUGCCGCAUGCAUGCAUACCCGACGUCCAGGGUCCCACAGCAAGCCUCCUACCAAUCUCCGACGCACCUUCUCCGGCUCCCACAGAGCACCUCCAACUCACCUGUUACUUUGGCUCCAACGUGUGUGGCCUUGCCAGAUCCUACCUUCAUCUAGUCAGCUCCAAUACAAACGGACGGCACGCUUUCCCCCUCUCGACGCCAGAACACAUCCUCCAACGGACCCUAUCCCACGGCACAAACUCCAAGUCUUUGCUACCCUGUCAACUCCGCAAUCCGACGGGUUCGCAGUUCGAGCAGACCAUGAUCGCUGCCAUCUGCAAGCUCCUCCGGGGCGACGGAGUGUGCGACGAUGGCAGCACGUCGAACAUACCUCCCGGAAGGAUAUGCAUGGCUACAGUCGAGAGCACCCUAGUCAUAACCUCUUCCAACACAAAGAACAAGCUGAUGCUUUCCGCUGAAGUUGGACAGCGUCUGCUGAGGGGACUCCUUUCCGGGAUGGGAAGCCUGCCGGCGAAUAAUUGUGGCUUGGAUUUGGAAUCUUUGCUUACGGUAUUAGCGGGGAAGAUGUCGGCCCGUCGUAGCAGCUUGGCGGCGGCGGCGGACACCGAUACGGCAAGUUGCUCGACGCCGUUCCGGGACAGGGUUUCUCUCGGUCAGCUUCCGCCUGCAAGCAUAGCUGGAGGCAGCGCUGUGCGGACAGUCAGUCGGAACAGUGUACAUAGCUGCUGCGGGAAAAGCGGCAGCCAAGAAUAUAUCCAGGCUUCGGUGAGCGCCGUGGCAAGUAGGCAAGCCGGUAGUGGAAGGGACGGUCUGUCGAAACGCAGUCUGCCCCCGAGUGUGUUCAAGGCUGUCAAAGCAGUUUGUCAUGCAAGAAACAUGGUCGCACCUCAACCGAGCUGCCCCAAAAGGAUCAGAAUAUCGGCACCCAGCAGGGGUGGGACGCCACCGAACAGCAGUCGCGGUAAAGCGCUCGCAUUUGGACCAAGUAGAGACGUGAGGGCUGCCAGAAUCAAAUUUGGGAAGAAAAUGAGGGUUUCUUCGAGCAACACCGGUGUAUCGCAGAGAGAACCCGUAGUCGUUCCUGCGUCGACUGGAGGCUGUGAGGCUGUGACCAGCACCCUUGUUGACAACAGUGUCGGACCUCUGUGUCAAGCCGCACCCGUCAAGCGACCGGCGCAAGGUUCUGCCGCCCCGGUGCUGCCUCCAGCCAAGCGUCCGCUAAAUUCGUCACACAUUCCAGCGGGAAAAAGAGACAGAAGGGUGACGACGCUGCUGCGGUCUCCCCCCUGUGUCGUUCCUAGGAACCGCCUCGUUCUGCUGCGUUGCCUCGACCCGGCGGAACAGAAGCGGAGGCGUCGAGCCGCUGGCCAAGUCAAGCCAAAGCCAAAGCCGCCCCAACCACACACCCCCAUUUCCCCAUCCCAACUGGGUUAUCUCCUUGUAAAUAUGUACCAUAAAUAAAUUUUGUAUAAUUGAA